Molecule: messenger RNA, 552 nt
Organism: Lathyrus sativus (Indian pea)
Lineage: Eukaryota; Viridiplantae; Streptophyta; Magnoliopsida; Fabales; Fabaceae
Source: the annotation of a GenBank genome assembly
AUGCUUGCUUCAAUGUACAGUGCAAGUCAAAUGACAUGGCAUAAUACAAACAAAACAAGUCCAGACAUUAUGCGACAUCCAUCUGAUGGCGAGACAUGGAAGCACUUUGAUCACAUACAUACUGAUUUUGCCGUAAAACCUAGAAAUGUGAGGCUUGGAUUAUGCUCUGAUGGACCGUCGAGUCCAAAAGCUGGAAUCGAUGUGUACUUACAACCUUUAAUUGAUGAUUUGAAGAGGUCGUGGAUUAGAAAAUGGACUUAUGAUAUAUCAAGUAAACAAAACUUUACUAUGCGAGCUGCCUUGAUAUGGACUAUUAACGACUUUCUAGCAUAUGGCAUGUUGUCUGGCUGGGAUACACAUGACAAAAUGGGAUGUUCACAUUGCAUGGGGAACACCAAAGCGUUUACGUUAGAAAAAGGGGAAAAAAGUUUGUCGUUUGACUAUCACCACAUAUUCCUAUCAAGAAAUUAUCCCUAUAGAAGAAAUAAAAUUGAUUUCAAAAAAGACAAACGAGUAACAGAGUUUGCCUUCGCCUCGAUUGUCACCGGGUGA